AUGAUUCGGGGUUGGUGGUUCUCUGCGGGGAACUGCGAGGGGAAUGGCAUGCAUGGAUGCGAUGAAGCAAUGAGUCGAGCCAUCUCGCCAACGGAACAGAACCCGAAGUUGGUGGGGGGCUUGGCGCGGCGCCCCGGAGUCUUGUUCUCUGAAUGGGCUUUUUACAUUGUUAACAAGAGCCUCAGCGACAGAUCGCAACCUGUAAAAUCCGCAAACAUCGUUUUCCUUUCGCUCAAAAUAGACCCUUGUCACAUUGAAGUCGGCUUCAUAUAA
Messenger RNA from Pyricularia pennisetigena, 273 nucleotides. RefSeq lists its product as uncharacterized. Lineage: Eukaryota; Fungi; Ascomycota; Sordariomycetes; Magnaporthales; Pyriculariaceae. The record is from RefSeq and is a predicted model, not a curated record. The transcript is spliced from 2 exons. The coding region runs from base 1 to 273 and encodes 90 amino acids.